AUGGGCAGCACGGACAAGGAGGCCGACGACGCUACGAGUGAUGUGGAGUCGACGGAGGAGGAGUGCUCAUGCCCGGAGCCCGAAUGCGCGUUCGAGGGCGGCCCAACGCCGGUGCUCGAGCACUUGGAAGACGCCCACGCGCGGCCCAUCGACGACGUGAAGUACGGUCAGCCAUGGAACUUCAUGCUGCCACUCUCCCGGCCAUGGCACGUCGCCACCGGGCUCGGGGAAGACGACGGCACCGGCUUCUUCGUCACACAGAAGGCGGCCGAGCCCGGCGGCGGCAUGUCCACGGGCGCCGUGUCGCUGAUCUGCGUCAGGGAUGCUGCCCGCACGGGGCCGCGGCCGCUGUACCGGUGCAAGAUGACAUUGGAGUCACUCAGAGGGGACAAGAAGAAGAAGAACAGGGUCACUACUCAGGCCUCGGUCUGCGACAGGAUGCACCUGGAGGUGCCUCAGGAGAUGAUGCUGGCUCGCGAAACGCUGGCGGUCAGCAUCGAAAUUGAGAAGUUUCUGCCUGGUGCUGACACACAUGGUGACAAUGCAAGCGGGUCGGUGCCCAGGCCCAAGAGGACGAGGAAGCUGCCGGCUAGGCUUAAAAGCUGA
Molecule: messenger RNA, 606 nt
Organism: Brachypodium distachyon (stiff brome)
Lineage: Eukaryota; Viridiplantae; Streptophyta; Magnoliopsida; Poales; Poaceae
Exons: 2
Coding region: 1-606 (201 amino acids)
Source: RefSeq, a predicted model, not a curated record